AUGAGACCCCUUUCGGAGAGCCUUGCAACACAUCGCCAGCCGAGCCCCAGCGUACAGGCGACCAGCACGGGUACGAGCAGAAAACGCAAGUACGGCUCUCUGCACUCAUCGAGCACAUCCGGCGCUAAGCGUUUUCGCAGCUUCGUCGAGUCUUCAUCGUCAAAAUCGACGUCGUCAUCAACAUCGUUGCUCCAUCGCAGAGCUCGUGGAGGCAACGAUGUGGAUGAGUCAGCGCUUUUGCUGGAUGCUCACCUCCCGACGUCUGUACGAAGGGCAAAUGCAAGGACAGCAGCACAGAUGCAGUCGAUACCUCUCAGGAGUGACACCGGCGCGCCCGUGUUCUUCUCACCUGUCUCGUCCGCUCCCAGAUCGCCAGCGGUAGCUUCUGCAGAAGCGUCACCAACUGCCGUGUCUUCUCGCCUCUCCUCAGCGACAUUCUCGCCGUUAGUCCUCUCCCCAUGGCCUGAGGCACCGUCUUUGCAUUCCUCCGCGACAACAGCUUGGCUCAGUUCGCCAACAAAGCAGCAACAACAAGAGCCACUGAGGAGUGCCUUCAGAUCGGAUUCAGGCGCAGUAGCAGCGGGAGACACAUCAAUCCAUUGUACUAGCGCCAAUGAUAGCAGUGCGCAGCGGCCGCUCUUGCGAACAGGCUCACCCUCAUCAGCAGCAUCCUCGUGCUUUUCAACAGUUAGCUUCGCACCUGAGCCGCUAGGCAUGCGUACUGCAGUGGAAGCUGGUGCAAGCGCAACAGCAACAGCCAGAGCGUUAAGGAGCAACGGCCAACACCAUCGGGAGCAGGCCAUGCUGCUCCGUCCCGUCACGCCGCCUUUACCAGCAAGCAGCGAUGACGACGACUCCGGCAGUGGCGGCGAAGGCGAGGGCGAUGCCGGUGGAAGCAUGAGCAAGAGCAGACGGCGGGCCGCGCACGUCGCACAGCUUGCUUCGGCGCGCAAAACGCGCUCGGCGCUCAGUAAGAAGCCGACUGCUCUCGCGUACGAGAAGACAGCGAGGGUUUUAAACGAUGAGGACGUAUCACCCAGCAACAACGCGCCCAGGUCCGCCAGAGAACGCGAAGGCGAUGGCGACGAGGACGAGGAUGACGGAAGCAACGACAGUGCUAGCGACGAUGAGCAGCCCAAACGCGACACGCUGCGCAUACCCCUCAAGCGCUGCUCGCCCGCGUCGCUGAAGCGACUCAAGGUAGCGUCCGACUCGCUGCUCGAGUUCGAGCGCAAUGGCGACAGCUCGUCUUCGCACCACGCAAAGCGCGCGCCGUUUCGCAACGAUGAAGCUGAUGAGUCGCCGAGCGCGGUGCGGUAUGCACAUGGCCGGCGUAGCUGUGAGCCUUCGACUGCGGCAGCUGCAGCCAAAGCGAAAGCAACGAUGAAGUUUCUAUGCAAGGCAUAAGCGUGAGGAACGGAGCCCUUGUCCGCCUGAGCGGCUGCCGAAUUUUAAUCAGCUUCAAGGGGAGGAGGAUGGAGUGG
Messenger RNA from Tilletiaria anomala UBC 951, 1484 nucleotides. RefSeq lists its product as uncharacterized. The record is from RefSeq and is a predicted model, not a curated record. The coding region runs from base 1 to 1407 and encodes 468 amino acids. The transcript is spliced from 2 exons. NCBI's taxonomy places the organism in Eukaryota, Fungi, Basidiomycota, Exobasidiomycetes, Georgefischeriales, Tilletiariaceae.